This is a messenger RNA of Anopheles arabiensis, 9893 nucleotides long. RefSeq names its product potassium voltage-gated channel protein Shal (gene Shal). Gene Ontology annotation, cellular component: voltage-gated potassium channel complex; membrane. NCBI's taxonomy places the organism in Eukaryota, Metazoa, Arthropoda, Insecta, Diptera, Culicidae. Gene Ontology annotation, molecular function: A-type (transient outward) potassium channel activity; protein binding. The record is from RefSeq and is a predicted model, not a curated record. Gene Ontology annotation, biological process: potassium ion transmembrane transport; protein homooligomerization. The transcript is spliced from 11 exons. Bases 2139 to 3878 code for a protein of 579 amino acids.
ACACUAGGCGCCUCCACGCCUGGGCAAGCCGGGCGCGGGUAACCCUAAUUACUUCAUCGCUUCUGCUUCGGGAAAUUGCUCUGGGAAAUUAAUUGAAGCAACUGGAACUUUUGACGGUGGCACGGGGGCAGCACGGUAUGGAAAUGAACCGAACGCCGCCACAUCGGGCAGAAGACGACGGCGCCAUCGACCUUUUCCACUGCGUCCAAGGGGUGUGUGUGUGUGUGUAGUGACCGAUUGGUGUUAAAUGGUGGGCUCCGUUUCCUUCGGUCUGAGGCUUACCAUCAGUGAAAUUCAUCCUUGGCAGUGCGUACUUACGUCUGUGUGGUAGUGUGUGUAUCGUCUCGUGUGAAACUGGGAAAACUACUUACAUAGUGUCGUGAAUUUUGUGUGCGUGUGUAUGUGUGUGUUUCUGUGAGAACGUGUUUGUAACAGUGUUUCGAUGCGUGUGUUGUAUGUGCUUCAAGGUGUUUGUGCUGUGUGCGUGCGGGUAUAAAGUGUUGGCAAAGUGCGUACGGUGAAGCCUUCGUUUUCGCGUGUACACAAAUGGCACUACUCCAAAGUUCGAUCGUUACUACGACAGCAGCAGGGGCAACAACAGCGUAGUGGUAGUGGCCAUAGUAGGCGACUUAGUGGCUAGUGUGUAUGCACAAUUGGUCACACAAUUGCAAUGUAAUUGCUGCCGUACGCGUCUCGUAGUUUACGCCGUGCAAGGAAAAGUGUCAGUUAAGUCAUUGAAUAUUUUUCGUCUACUGAUUGCAGGUUGAAAGCAUUUUACCACGCAACAUUCACUUCGUCGAAUCCCCUGCCAAAGUGAUAAACCCGGAAAGCCCGAUAGCUCCUGACGUAAACGUUUUUCACUGCUUUUGGGGCGGAGCUUGGCGACAGUGAAUGUUGUGGUCGGGUGCAGGAGUCAGCCAAGUGUGUUUUGUAAAGUGUCGUUUGUUGCGCUGCCCCGGCUAGGAAGAUGAAGCGACAUCGUUAGCAUCAUGAAAGGUGGUACCACCAUCUGCUUGCAGUCGAUUGGACUUUACCAUUACUUCUAAAAAGUUUGUCCCCGUUCCGAUCUUCCUGCUGGCCUGGGAUGGAAUGUUACACAUUUGAUGGUCGUUGUCGUUGUCCCUGGAGCGCCACCGCCACCAGCCACGACCGGAGCGCAGACAACGGUCCCGUCCGACGGCAACAUGCGGGAAAAGAUUCCUAAAGUGCCCACCGGCUGCAACUAGCCCACGCUGGCAUUCCAACACAUCAGAGCAGCAGCAGCAGCAGCAGCACCAAGUAAAACACAGCCUCUCAUCCCAGCCAACUUUGUUGCUCGAAAAAGAGCAAAAACAUUCACACACCCAACACCACCACGCAGGCAAAUUCGCACGCGUUCGAUGAGCGGCGGACAGAUGCAGACGGCGGUGGGGUGAUGAAAGUGAUUAAUCACCGGCGAGUGCCAAAAGCGGAGGUGCUUCGCGGACGGGACGUGGACGCAUCCACGGCGUAAGAAUCACUCGGACACUUGAAGGCUUUUCGGUUUCGUUACUGCGUUUUGAGGUUGAAGGUGUUUUUUUCUUCUGUUUUUUGGACGAAGCCGAAUAGCAGUGUGAGUGGGCGUGAGUGUGUGCGAGGAAGGAAAUAUUACAAGCCCUAAGGGCAGUGGAAAGUACCAUCAUUGCAGCAAGUGCUCGAAGGACGUACUCAAUAGCUUGCGGGUAAUUGGUAGCUUCGGGGAAGUUUUCAGAGUUCCAUCGCCUAAAGUACUAACGCCGAGGCACUUGUGACGAUUAAAUGUUUUCGUAGAAUUGUGAGAGGGAGAUAGAGUGUGUCAGUGCGUGUGUGUGUGUGCGAGGGAGGCAAUUCAAGAAGUCUGAAUAGUGUUGGUCGCAAUUAGAGUGUGUAACUUCCGGUUAACUGGAAGCUUCACAAGGAGUGGAAAGCUGUGGAAAGCUUUGCCGAAAAAAGGUCCGAAUUUCUUUGGUGGUCGCAGAAGCGUACCUCUUCCCAUAUCCUUCAUAUCCAACAGUGAGAGUGCGUGGAAACCAGGGCCUGCGGGAGGCUUCCGUCCCGACCACCAAGCCAGCCCAACCCCAACACUCGCCGGCAGGUAGUUUGCGCACUUGGAGGAUCAUUGAAAAAUUCCACCGAAUAGUAUGGCUUCGGUCGCCGCUUGGUUGCCAUUCGCACGGGCGGCGGCCAUCGGCUGGGUGCCGAUCGCGUCCCAUCCGCUGCCGGCCCCGCCCGUCUUCAAGGACCGGCUGCGGUCGGAGGACGAGAAGCUCAUCAUCAACGUGUCCGGCCGGCGGUUCGAAACCUGGCGCACGACCGUCGAGAAGUACCCGGACACACUGCUCGGCUCGAACGAGCGCGACUUCUUCUACGAUGAGGACAGCAAGGAGUACUUCUUCGACCGCGAUCCGGACAUCUUCCGCCACAUCCUCAACUACUAUCGCACCGGCAAGCUGCACUACCCGCGGCACGAGUGUCUGCUCAGCUACGAUGAGGAGCUGGCCUUCUUCGGCAUCAUGCCGGACGUGAUCGGCGACUGCUGCUACGAGGACUACCGCGACCGGAAGCGCGAAAAUGCGGAACGGCUGAUGGACGACAAGCUGUCGGAGAACAGCGACAACAACCUGCAGCAGCUGACCAACAUCAGACAACGGAUGUGGCGCGCCUUCGAGAAUCCGCAUACUUCCACUGCCGCGCUCGUGUUCUACUACGUCACGGGCUUCUUCAUUGCUGUAUCUGUGAUGGCGAACGUCGUCGAGACGGUACCGUGCGGGGUGCGGCCGGGCCGCGCCGGCACACUGUCGUGCGGCGAGCGCUACAAAAUCGUCUUCUUCUGUCUGGACACGGCCUGCGUGAUGAUCUUUACCGCCGAGUAUCUGUUGCGAUUGUUCGCCGCCCCGUGCCGGUGCAAGUUCGUGCGCAGCGUGAUGAGCAUCAUCGAUGUGGUCGCCAUCCUGCCGUACUACAUCGGGCUCGGCAUCACGGACAAUGACGACGUGUCCGGGGCGUUCGUGACGCUGCGCGUGUUUCGCGUCUUCCGUAUCUUCAAGUUCUCGCGCCACUCGCAGGGUUUGCGCAUCCUCGGCUACACGCUCAAGUCGUGCGCGUCCGAGCUGGGCUUUCUGGUGUUCUCGCUCGCGAUGGCCAUCAUCAUCUUUGCCACGGUCAUGUUCUACGCGGAGAAGAACGUGGACGGCACCAACUUUACCUCGAUUCCGGCCGCGUUCUGGUACACGAUCGUCACCAUGACCACGCUCGGCUACGGUGACAUGGUGCCGGAAACGAUUGCCGGCAAGAUCGUCGGUGGCGUUUGCUCGCUGAGCGGUGUGCUGGUCAUCGCGCUACCUGUACCUGUAAUCGUGUCCAACUUCAGCCGCAUCUACCACCAGAACCAGCGGGCGGACAAGCGGAAAGCACAGCGGAAAGCACGCCUUGCCCGAAUACGAAUAGCGAAAGCGGGCGCCAGUGCGGCGUUCGCGAGCAAGAAGAAGGCGGCCGAGUCGCGCCUAGCGGCGCAGGAGUCUGGCAUUGAACUGGACGACAACUACAACGACGAAGACAUCUUCGAGCUACAGCACCAUCAUCUGUUGCGAUGCUUGGAGAAGACUACGGACCGGGAGUUUGUCGAGCUAGAGACGCAGUACAACGGGCAGACGAAGCGGCCAGGAUCGCCCUCACCGAUGGCCAGCCCGUCGCACUCGGCCAACACGGCCACCGGAGCUACCGGAUUGCUCCAGUCCUGCUGCGGACGAUGCUGCUCGCAGCGAUAUCAGGAAAACCGGGAGUCUGGAAGGAACUCCUUCGAGGACACGGGCGACGAAUUGGAAGAGGCUGUUGGAAGCAAUGGGGACUGUGAGCGUACGGGCACCAGUGCAGCCAAGUAAUGAACCAUAAAAUAAUGAUCCCUGAUGAACUACACCUCAGCGAAUCAAUGAUGCCAGGAGGACGAUAUUCCGCUACGGGAAAGGAAGAAAUCAUAAUAAACUGCGCGCACCAGCGUAGAGAAUAUCGUUCUGGGUGACUUUUCUCCCCCGAUGGAAAGUGUGGCGUAACGCAAGAUCGUAACAGUAAAUGACGAGCAUAGCACAAGACCCAAGCAUGGAACUGCGCGCAAACAACAACUGCCCCAAACACAGAAAGGAACGCCACAGGGACGCUGAAGAUCCGGUGAAGGAUGCAGCUUUUCCCUUUAUCCUGGCUCAUCUUUGGAAUGAAACGGUAGGAGCGCCAAUAUCACGAACAGAUGCUGACCAAUUCACCAGCAUUCAAAGCAAAAAAGGGAGAACACAGAAAAGUUUAGAAAUUAAUCUUUUAAUGUUAAUUCGAAGUGAUACCACCACCAUGGUCAGAUGCAGGACGUAUCGUGGAUGUCCUGCCAUUGUAUUUUGUUUUCCUUCGGUGGGGUAUGCGAAUCAUUCAAAAAUAAAACAAAAAGAUGCCCACGAUUUGCAAAACAAAACCGACAAAACAAAAACAAAACACUGCUCCAUAGGCCCACCGUGCGGGGAGCGUGCGUUGGCUGCACGGAUAGGAAGGAAGGAAGCAAAACCAAGUGUUAGGCGUGACAACCCCAUCUGCUAGGCGACUACUGUAAGCUGUGGCACUACUUUAUCACAAACUACUACGUAAAUGUACAGUGUUACUCUAUUUCGCAACUCUAUCUCUUAUCUGACGAAGAUUAAACACACAGGCUAUUUUAUCGAAGCAAAAAACCACACACAUACACACAUAGUUAAGGCAGACAGGAUCACAUAGCAAGAGAAUGAGACAGAAAGAGAGAGAGAGAGAGAAGGAUAGAAACUGUCCUGUGUUUUGGUGGUUAAGCUGCAAAACUGUUACUGUUAUAGCGAAGAUCGUAUCGUAUUUUCGGUUGUUUUUUCUAUUCACUACUUAAAAAUGGUUACUCCCCGAAUUAAGACCAGUAAGCCCUGGCUUUGUCCUCGUUACUUCGUGAACUGUUACCUGAAAAUAACCCAACCUGUCCCAGUUUCACUCUUCAUCUUUCUCUCCUUCUCUCUUCCACACCCCCUUUGGAGGAAAUGGUAGCAUAACGAAGUUAGCGAGGAGGCUAUGCAGGAGCAAACGAGGUUAAUGGCAAUGUUCUUCUACUACAACUACUAUUAUCUAUUACUAUUACCGACUAUUACCUAUUAGCUACUUAGGAGAGAAGCGUAGCACAAUGCAUAGUGUGUGGUUUACGCUUAGGCGGUGAACAAUUUAGGAUAGCGCGUUCGAUGAAAAGGGAUACUGCGUUUGCUGUUUAACUAUCUCUCAAACUCCAGGAUACGCUACUUCCUGAACUGCACGGAGGUAACUGAACAAAACACAUUUACUCGAAAGUGGGGAAUACAGUAAGAGAAAACACAUCACACAAACACACAAAAAUAAUAUAGCUUUAAACGGAUUACCAAAACAAACAAAAAACCCACUCAGAAACCCGAAAAGAUACAUACGAAUAUCCCCAGUCUAAUGAGCCAGAAACAAACUGCAACCAAUGACAGCUGCAGAAUUGCAAUAGAAGAGAACUGAACCAGAUUGGUUUUUGUUUGUUAAGCAAAUCACCAUGUUUCCCAGUGCUAGACGUCACAUAUCAAGUGUGAAGUGUUACUGCGGCAGUGACCGCAAUGGAUAGUGGAAGAAAAAGCGUUACUAAAGCAUAAAGACAUGUUGGAAGGAAUUUAGAAACUCAAUGCAAAGGUAAUGCAAUUAUUAAAAGAAGGGGAAACUAGCGAUGAUAAAAUGCAAGUAGGUAAUAGUUAAAGAACGCGAGGGGUUAAAGAAUGAAUGCAAAACAGCAUUUAAAUGUUACGACAAGUUUCUUUGUUCAUUUCUAUCUGUUCUGUUUCGAUGUUUGACUAUGUUUUAAACAAAAUUAAAAUACAGAAUACCGUUUAACACUAUUUCGUUGAAGUUGGAUUAUUAUUGCAUCAAUCAUCUGAUUUUAUUAUAAAAACGUAAAAAAGCAAUAUUUUUUCUUUUUGAUUUUUUUUUUAAUUUGGAACAUUGAAUUUUUAUUUUGAAUAAUUUUUCUUCUACCCGACAGCAUUCGAUUUUAACUAUUAGUCCUGCACAUAAUCGGGCAGGUGGUGGUAGAUGAUGUAAAUAAGAACACCAGUCAGACACAAAGCUAACAAAAUGAACCGUAGAUAUACCAAAGCAUAAACAAAUCUCCUAAAAGGAUGCAUGCACCAGACACUGGGCAGGGAGUUUCUUGCCUGACUUGCGGCAGCCUUUUCCUUUCCUUCGCUCCGUUUCGUUUCCUCUCGCUUUAUGUAUCUUUACUCGGUCGAGAUCACGAGCCACAAAUUAUCACUGUGCUCGCCUGUAUGCGUGUAUCUUUUCCAAUUGCGUAUUUUAACGGUUCCUUUCGCAAAACAUAGAAACGAAAAAAAAAACUACACGUUACUGUUAGAAAAGAUAAAGCACCACUCUUUGUUUCGAAUCGUGUAUGCAUUAAACCAAUCUUCCAGCUAGAACUGUGAAUACUACUUUAAUGAAAGGUAACUUAUAAAUAAUCGAGUAACGUGACGUGAUUGUUGUUAAUUGAUAAUAGAGUAAAGGUGCAAUGAACAGGUAAAAGAAAAUAAUUAAACAAACAAACACACACACACACAAGCAAAUACAUUUUUAGAAUAAAUCAAUGAAAAAAAAAACAAGUACACACACAGAGUAAUGUGUUGAAGAAACGGAAACAGAACGAAAAUCAAACAAACAAAACGAAAAGUAAAUCACUAGAACGUAAUAAGCAAACAACUUACAAGAGCGAGCCAAGUAAUGCAAAGAAGAAAAAAUGGAAGCUCUUUGCCCGAUAGUAUAAAAGAAAGUGGAAGUAACAGAGAAUACAAGAGGAUGGAAAACGAAAAAACAGCAUAGCGUAAGGAAACAAUUGUAAGGCUAAUAUCAAAUAUUGAUGGAUGUUAUAAACAUUAUUGUAAUACUUUUCAAUACAAAACCAACAAAGAGGAGAAGAAGGAAAAACCUGCUGCUUAGAAGAAGAAAAAAAAACCUAAAUAAGAAUAAAUAGCAUUAAGAUGAGCGUACUCGAUGGAAACAAAAACACAAGCAACCAAACUACAAAAUACAUUCAAAUGAUUUUCUUGAUCUUUCGUAAGCCUGACGACGGAAGCUGAGGGAAGAAGCUAGCGACAAAAGAACACUCGGAAACUGUUUCCGUGUUUUUUGGUUCGGUUGUUAAAUUUGCACACCACCUCUGUGGCGUAAUUUGUGCGUGUAACGAUCCAGGAUCUGCACAUCAAAAAAUCCUACGAAUACAAAUACGAAUACACAUAAAGAUUCUUCCCCAUGCGCCCUCCAAGCUUGUGCAUCCGAGUGCGACGCUCUGUAUGUAUGUAUGUGUGUGUGUAUGUGAAUGUUUUCCCUCCUCCAAGUAAACGGAUAACCCGUGUUAAAAUUCCCAGCAAUCAAACGAUGGGUAGCUGUAAUGAAACGAAACAGUGAAACUUAUGAAGUAAUUGUAAGUCAGCUAAGCGAAGCAUUGAACACAGUCUUGACAGUUGACCUGUAAUCAAUUAUUAAGGUGCAGUGAACGUUAUAAGUACUCUAGUGAAUAGUCAGUGGUUCAACGAGAAACCUCUCAGUAAGCUAGACGACAGGGAUGGUUAAGGACGAAAAAGGACAUGACAAUGUUAAAAAAAGAGCCGAUUAAGAGGCAUCAACUCAUAAUUCUAAACUACAUGCGGAAAGAUGCAGAGAAGAGAGAGAGAGAAAAAACGAAUACAAAACGACAUAAGGAAACCCCUAAAUUAAUGUAACGCAAGAGAAUGUUGUUUUCGUAAAAGCAGAAAGUGUAAGACAUUUAACCAACACGCUCGUAAUGAAACAAAGCAAAAAUACUUUAAUAUGAAACUCACAACACGCUCACACAUCAAGCAGCCGGGCAGAAAGAGGAAUAGACCUUUCAAUUGUCCAAAACGAUGGCAAGGAAAAAGAGAAGCAGGUGAAAUAAUAAAAACAGAUCAUUAGCCCAUGUUUUCAAUGGGUAUGGCAGACAGAAUGGAAGCAAAUCUUAGCAAAAACAAAUCCAAAUCGUAAUAAUGAAUGUAUUAUAUUAAUAUUAAAAAGUUGGCGGGAUAAGAGCAAUCCAUACAUCAAUAGCAAAAGCAGCAAAGAGAAAAGAAAAAAAAAUACAUGAGAAUGGUAAAAUAUCCCAUAUCGCCAGGGCCAUCUGACGUUCGGGGACAUCGAAGAUCACGGGAACGGAAAUGACGAAUAGUACAGCAAACGGGAUGGUGGAAAUGAUAAUGGUGUUUGGUAUGUGGAUCUUCAAUGCUUACUACUUCCUGCUGUUGCCACUAUUUCUUGCAUGCUUCUGGAAUAAACUUCUGGAACUGGAGCCAUAGAGGAACUACCCAAUAUAUUAUGUUUUCAUUCGAUUUUCUCAAGCCCUUUUUCAAUGCAAGCAAGAGGAUUUAGUGUUUCUCUCUUUCCAUUAGCACUUUGUAGCAAGGAUCGCCUAUCUUAGCGGUGUGCCAGGAUUGUUAGUCUCCAUUGUAUUAGCAAAAGCAGGGAAAAACAUAAGCAACAUAGCGUGAACCAAAAGUAACACAAAAUACAACAAUACAAAAUACGUAGAUCGUACCGGUGUGUAGGUUGUAGCUUAGAGAAGAAAAAAAAAGAACUACAUCACAAUUAAAAAGCAAGCAAUUAGAAUACAAAUCUUUACAAAACAGCAGUAAACUAGAAAAGAGAGAAAUAGACACGCAAACCAAAAUAGCAAAGAAAUAAUCAAAGCUAAGUCAAGUGUUGUGCAAGACAAUUAAAUGAAUGGUAGUAAUAUUUAACUCAACGAAACAGAAAGAAGAAUGGUAAAACGAAGACGGAAAAAAUGGAAAACUUUUUGAAAGGAUAACAAACGGCGACUUGGGCUUCUUUCCUCGCUUCUCUAGCUGUGUUGGUAUUUGGUGUGUUUUUCUUGGUGUGUUGAAAAGCAGAAGCGGUUCGGACUAUCAAUUCGCUCUAUGCUCAACGCUUCAAUCAGGAAGGAAAAAACAUGCGUGGAUUUUGUAUCCGGGCGAAGGAUAGAAAAGUAAUUGUGUACGGCCCAGUUGCGCCGAUUUAUAGUGAUUGAACGUUUUUCACACCAUCUUUGCUCUACAAACUGUUUGGAGUUUCUUUUUCCAAUGCGCUAGUAAACUACCUAUUGAUUUUGAGUGAAGGUUUGGUCCUUUAGUUCGAUAACAUCGUCCUGUACUUGCAUCAUCAUCGCUUUACUCCACUCCCGGAUCCAUCCCUUGUGAACGUAAUGCUAGGAAUUCAGAGCAACCGUUCCACCAAACGUUGAACAUUGUGAAAUCCUGGACGCAAUAACUAGAAUCAACAAAAUGCCAUUGCAAAUUCUGCGCCAUACCUUUAGAGGGUUUAAAACCAAACGUGAAGAGAAAAAGAAAGCAUAUGAAACAGUAAAAUGAAAACCAAUUCUUAAUGAAUCCAAGCGUAGAUAGAAUGUUUUAAGCGGUAGUAAACAAUAGUGUAAAACGGUGAAACACCCUUAAACCCGCAAACGCAAUGCGAGUCGAACACGGUUCCCCAUACACACAAUCACACCCUUUAGUCGGUUAAUCACACAGAACAAACAAAAGAAAACUCCUACACGAAGCAACACACUCCUUCUCCCUGUUUCUUAUAAGCAUGGAGAGGUGAUAUGUUUUAGUACAGAAGAAAAAAAAAAUGGAUACAAAAACCACAGAAAGAAGAAAAAAGCGUGAAACAACAAAAAAGGCAGGCUAAUAAACAAGCAAAAAAAAACAAGACAGCAAAGCAAAGUAUGAAAUACCAAUUAGAUUUAAUUACCCUAAAUCUUUUGUAAUAAACGAAAUGAAACCAAAAACUAACGAAACCAUAUUCAAACCGAUAACUGCCGGAUUCAGCAAACAAAAAAA